AUGCGUGCUAAGAUAUUCCUCUGCAAAGGCUGUGGGCUUUUACAUCUAGAGUGGGAUGAUCCACUUCCUUUCAAAGAGCGACAAGAAUGGGAGACAUUUCAAAACGCCUUACCAGAGUUGAAACAAAUCAAAGUCCCUCGUUGCACUCUAAUAGAAUCAAUUAAAGAAAUUGAGCUCCACUGUUUUGCUGAUGCUUCAAUGUUUGGAUAUGGUGGAGUAACUUACUUGCGCUGUGUCUCUAAAAUUGGCGAAGUUAAAGUAACUUUACUUUGCAGCAAAUCUCGAGUAUCGCCUAUCAAGGUAAUAACCAUUCCUCGUCUGGAGUUGUGUGCAGCAGAGUUCCUUUCCAAACGUGUGUGUAAGGUAAUAACAUCUUUGAGUUUAUAUGAUGACAAAGUUAUUCUGUACACAGAUUCAACAAUUGUGUUAGCCUGGAUUGCUACAUCUCCUCAUCUUCUAAUAGUGUUUGUGUCAAAUAGAGUAGCUCGUAUCCAGAGCGCUAACUAG
This is a messenger RNA of Stegodyphus dumicola, 507 nucleotides long. RefSeq lists its product as uncharacterized. The record is from RefSeq and is a predicted model, not a curated record. Lineage: Eukaryota; Metazoa; Arthropoda; Arachnida; Araneae; Eresidae.